AUGGACGCGCAGCUAAGCAUUGAAACGUUACUGACCGCCGCUAGACUACUCGAUGGAGGAGGACACAAAGUCAGCUCACUUAUUCAACCGUUAUCCAAUGCCGUACAAUCAGAACUCAGGGAUGUUUUUCCAAGGAAAGUACGUGUGGAACGUAAACUGUGUUCGGCUUCAACCAGUGCCCAACCUUACUGUAUUGCCUCAUCACCACGUAAAAACUCGACGAAGCACAGUCGGGCUGCUCAUAAUGAGCUGGAGAAGACACGUCGUGCAAAUUUGCGUGGAUGCCUGGAAACGCUAAAAACUCUCGUGCCACCAAUUGCUGAUGCGUCUCGUAACACAACGUUGGCAUUGCUGACGCGCGCCCGUGACCACAUUAAGCAACUCGAACAAGGAAAUGCCGCACUGAUCCAGGAGCGUGAUCGAUUGGAAGAUCAGAAAUCCUUGCUACAAAGUGAAUUGGAACGUCUGAAAGAAGGCACGUCACAGUCGACAUCACCUCGUCCCUCAUCCACGGUGUCUCGUCUAUCACGUGAUUCACCCGUAUUUCUUGAAUAUUCACCUUCAUCUAAACCGUCACAAUCUCCUCAGCCAAUGAUCAUUGAUCCGGUUGCUGAAGGCUUACUUCCCGCAUUGCCGAUUUGCUAUCCGCGGCCCUCGCUUUAUCCCUACCUCGAUCUCACAACUACUUCUCUGCCGCGUACCUCGUCAUUCGAGGUGUCAUCGUUCUUGCCGAUUCAUCUUCGUGUAUGA
This is a messenger RNA of Ostertagia ostertagi, 750 nucleotides long. Lineage: Eukaryota; Metazoa; Nematoda; Chromadorea; Rhabditida; Trichostrongylidae. The record is from the annotation of a GenBank genome assembly.